AUGAGCAGACUGUAUCACUAGCCUCAGAUGAAAAUCAGCAGUCAACAGAAAGAAGAAUAGCUAGAUGAUGAAGCAUUUUAUGAUAAAUUCUGUCUCAAUGAUUCUGAUUCCUCAUUAGCUUAGAGCUUGAGAUCCUAUUCUUUUUCAGAAGUUACUCAGUCAAGAUAAAUUGAUUAAACUAAAUCGUAUAUAUUACAACAUAAUGGAGGAUCAUCCUAAUAAUCGCGAAGAUCUCGAGUUAUGUCUAGCAAAAGUAAUAAUGAAUCUAUUACAGAACUAAGCCUUGACCUGAGUGAUAAGUCAUAAAUAUUCGAGUAUUUGGUAAUGGAAGAAAAAGAAUCAAAGCUUUUAUAUUCAAAUGACAAAAUGUCAAGCGAGAUGCUCUAACUCAGUACGAAAUCCUCCAAAUAUUAAUUAGAUUGCGGAAUAAGUUACUUUUUUCAAAUGGCAUCCUUGAAUACAAGUACUUAAUUAGAUACUCAAAAAUAAUUUCAUUACUCGUAACUAAUGAAGCACUUUCAACAUCGAGAGAAAGUGACAUCUUUCGAAAAUAGAGAGACAGUAUUAUAGACUGGCGCUAAUAGUUGCAAAAUGUUUAGAAUGAGCAGUGGUAGUGGUCUUGCCACCCUGAACUAUAAAAACUUGAUAUAAUGUAGAAAAGAUUCUAUCAAGGAGGUAGAUCUUUGCUCUAUUCUAACUCCAAAAAUAGAGGAACCAAAGCCAAUUCAUUAUAGACAGUUUACAAAAACCAAUGAUAACUUAUAGACUAAGUCAUCCUUCAUUCUCCUUGAUGGUUGCAAUAAAUUCAAUACAAAUGAUUAUAACUCUAAACUAAUCGUGAAUAUGUGUGUCAUGUUAGAAAAAUGA
Molecule: messenger RNA, 867 nt
Organism: Stylonychia lemnae
Lineage: Eukaryota; Ciliophora; Spirotrichea; Sporadotrichida; Oxytrichidae
Source: the annotation of a GenBank genome assembly